ACCUUCUCAGACGUGACAGCUGUGAGCAAACGGUGUUGGGUUCCUGUACCUGGAUUGAUUUGCCUUUGAGGAUAUUUAGUUAAUUAAAAAGCCCCAUAUUAUCAUGGGAUCCACGUCCACACCUACACAACAUCCCCUGACCAAGCGUAUUCUCAGAAGAACCCUCAGUAGACACAAGUUUUAGGAGGAAGAGAUAUCAUGAAGAUAAACUUAAAGUAACCUGUUAAGUAAAGGGAACAACAAUUAAACACUAGACUCGGAUUCGGUUUCCUUUAAAGUAAAGAAGCUCCGGAGAAGACUUGGGUCCGAUUGUGUUUGAGGACGUGAAGCAGACAGCCUUGAUCUCUACAAUUAUUUUGAUCCUCCUGAAAACAUCCUUGUGGGCUGAACGGAUGAAGUCAUCUGAAUGUGUUUGGUUUUAAAGUUGUGCUGGGACUUUCAGGGUCUGAAGUUUUGCUGUUUGUAUGGAUUAAGUUCUUGAGAUCUCUUGAGGAUGUACAAACGCCGGGAUUACGUUGAACUCUAUGAGAAGGAUCUAGCAAAGUGGGCCUUACUACGAAAUGUCAACACCGUGGUCAAAAACAGCACUUUGUUACCGGGCGACUAUGUUUGGCUGGACCUGAAGACCGGACGCGAGUUUGAGGUCCCGAUCGGAGCCGUGGUGAAACUCUGUGAUUCUGGUCAGAUCCAAGUUUUGGAUGAUGAAGGAAAUGAACACUGGAUUUCCCCCCAAAAUGCCACCAACAUCAAACCAAUGCACCCCACCUCCAUUCAUGGGGUAGAAGAUAUGAUUCGUCUGGGUGAUUUGAAUGAAGCCGGAAUCCUCCGGAAUCUUCUCAUUCGUUAUAGAGAACAUCUCAUCUAUACUAACUGUGGUGGUCGGACAUACACCGGCUCAAUCCUAGUAGCAGUAAACCCAUAUCAGCUGUUGCCCAUCUAUACAGCAGACCAGAUUCGACUCUACACCAAUAAAAAGAUCGGAGAGAUGCCUCCACACAUCUUUGCCAUCGCUGACAACUGCUACUUCAACAUGCAACGAAACAACAAAGAUCAGUGUUGUAUUAUAAGUGGUGAAUCUGGAGCAGGAAAAACUGAAAGCACUAAGUUGAUUUUACAGUUUUUAGCUGCCAUCAGUGGACAACACUCCUGGAUUGAGCAGCAGGUACUGGAGGCAAACCCUAUACUUGAAGCCUUUGGGAAUGCUAAGACCAUCCGAAAUGACAACUCCAGUCGCUUUGGGAAGUACAUCGACAUCCACUUCAAUAAAAGAGGAGCUAUAGAGGGAGCAAAGAUCGAGCAGUAUCUUCUGGAGAAAUCCAGAGUGUGUCGACAGGCGCGUGAUGAGAGGAACUACCACGUUUUUUACUGUAUGUUGAAGGGUAUGACUCCAGACCAGAAGAAAAAACUGGGCUUGGGUAAAGCCACAGACUACACCUAUCUGACUAUAGGAAACUGCACUGUUUGUGACGGCCGUGAUGAUAUGAAGGAAUACUCCAACAUCCGAUCGGCUAUGAAGGUCCUGAUGUUUACAGAUAAAGAGAACUGGGAGAUAUCAAAGCUUCUUGCUGCCAUUCUGCACAUGGGCAACCUGACCUACGAGCCCCGGACGUAUGAUAAUUUGGACGCCUGUGAGGUGGUGCGCUGCUCAGAUCUCACCACUGCAGCUGUUUUAUUAGAGGUGGACUUUAAGGACCUGAUGAAUUGUUUGACUAGUCGAACUAUAAUAACUCGUGGCGAGACUGUGUCUACACCUCUCAGUAUAGAGCAAGCUCUGGAUGUCCGGGAUGCGUUUGUGAAGGGAAUAUACGGACGAUUGUUUGUGUGGAUUGUUGAGAAAAUCAAUGCAGCCAUUUAUAAGCCACCAUCCCUCGAGUUGAAAGCAGUGAGAAGAUCCAUCGGCCUGCUGGAUAUAUUCGGCUUUGAAAACUUCACCGUUAACAGCUUUGAACAGCUGUGUAUCAACUUUGCCAAUGAGAACCUGCAGCAGUUCUUCGUCCGUCAUGUUUUUAAACUGGAACAGGAGGAAUAUAACCUAGAGAACAUCAACUGGCAACACAUCGAGUUCACAGACAACCAGGACGCUUUAGACAUGAUCGCCAUAAAGCCCAUGAACAUCAUCUCGCUUAUAGAUGAAGAGAGCAAGUUUCCCAAGGGUACAGACACCACCAUGCUGAACAAACUGAACUCUCAACACAAACUCAACACAAACUACAUUCCUCCCAAAAACACGUAUGAAACACAGUUUGGUAUCCAGCACUUUGCUGGUGUUGUGUACUACGAGACAAAAGGGUUUUUGGAGAAGAAUCGAGAUACUCUUCAUGGUGACAUCAUUCAACUCGUACACUCAUCCAAGAACAAAUUCAUCAAGCAGAUCUUUCAGGCUGACGUGGCUAUGGGGGCGGAGACCAGAAAACGUUCACCGACCCUGAGCAGUCAGUUCAAGCGAUCUCUCGAGCUGUUGAUGCGCACAUUGAGUGUCUGUCAGCCAUUUUUUGUCCGCUGCAUCAAACCCAACGAGUUCAAGAAGCCCAUGCUGUUUGAUCGAGAGCUGUGCGUGAGGCAGCUCCGGUAUUCGGGAAUGAUGGAAACCAUCCGGAUCCGCCGGGCCGGAUAUCCCAUCCGUUACACUUUCGUUGAAUUUGUGGACAGAUAUCGUGUUUUGAUGCCUGGAGUGAAACCUGCAUACAAACAGGAGGACCUGAGAGGAACCUGCCAGCGGAUCGCUGAAGCUGUUUUGGGUCGAGAUGAUGACUGGCAGAUGGGAAAGACCAAGAUAUUCUUGAAGGAUCAUCAUGAUAUGCUUUUGGAAAUUGAACGAGAUAAAGCCAUAACCGACAAGGUCAUUCUCAUUCAGAAAGUGGUGCGAGGUUUUAAAGACAGAUCCAAUUUCCUGAAAAUGAAGAAGUCAGCCAUGUUGAUCCAGAAGAGAUGGAGAGGUUAUUACUGCCGGAAGAAUUACGGAGCGAUGCGAGCUGGAUUCUCACGUCUGCAGGCCUUGUAUCGAUCUCGUAAACUCUACCACACAUAUCACGUUGCACGACAGAGGAUUACGUUGUUUCAGGGCCGCUGUCGAGGUUGUCUGGUUCGACGGGCGUUCAGACAUCGACUCUGGGCCGUCAUCACCAUCCAGGCCUACACGAGGGGCAUGAUCGCCCGAAGACUUUAUAAGAGACUUAAAGGAGAGUACCGCCGACGUUUAGAAGCAGAAAAGAUGCGUCUGGCCGAUGAGCAGAAGCUCAAGAACAAGAUGAGCGCCAGGAAGGCCAAAGAGGAGGCUGAGAGGAAACACCAGGAGCGUUUGGCCCAGCUGGCACGAGAGGAUGCCGAACGAGAGAAGAAGGAGCGAGAGGAGGCCAGGAGAAAGAAAGAAAUGUUGGAUCAGAUGGAGAGAGCUCGACACGAGCCGGUCAAUGACUCUGAUAUGGUAGACAAGAUGUUUGGAUUUCUGGGUACCACAAACUCCUUUCCUGGUCAGGAGGGCCAAGCACCAGCUGGAUUUGAGGAUCUGGAGAGAACACACCGGGAACUCCAGGAAGAUGACCUGGACGAAGCUCUUCCUCUACCGGAAGAAGAUGAGGAAGACUUGUCCGAGUACAAAUUUGCCAAGUUCUCCGCCACGUAUUUUCAGGGAACGACCACAUGCACUUACGUACGACGGCCGCUCAAACAACCCUUGCUGUUUCAUGAAGAUGAAGGAGACCAGUUGGCUGCCCUGGCCGUGUGGAUCACGAUACUGAGGUUUAUGGGCGACCUACCAGAACCUAAAUAUCACACGGCCAUCAGUGACGGCAGCGAGAAGAUUCCCGUCAUGACCAAAAUUUAUGAGACGCUUGGCAAGAAAACAUACAAGAGAGAGCUGCAGGCUUUGCAGGGAGAGGGAGAGAACUCUCACACAGACAGUCAUAAGAAAAGCAGUGUACGACACAAACUUGUGUCACUCACCCUAAAGAAGAAAUCAAAGAUUACAGAAGAGGUGACCAAACGGCUGAAUGAUGGUGAAUAUACGGUACAUGGGAACAGCAUGCUGGAGGAUCGACCCACAUCCAACCUGGAGAAGUUACACUUUAUUAUCGGCAAUGGUAUCCUCCGACCGGGCCUGAGAGAUGAGAUCUACUGUCAGAUCUGUAAGCAGCUGACCCAGAAUCCAUCUAAAAGCAGUCACGCCCGUGGCUGGAUUCUCAUUUCUCUCUGUGUGGGAUGUUUCGCACCAUCUGAGAAGUUUGUGAAGUACCUAAGAAACUUCAUUAGUGAAGGUCCACCUGGUUAUGCUCCGUAUUGUGAGGAGAGACUCAGGAGAACGUUUGUCAACGGUACCCGAACACAGCCUCCGUCCUGGCUGGAGCUUCAGGCCACCAAAUCAAAAAAACCUAUAAUGCUUCCUGUGACGUUCAUGGAUGGAACCACAAAGACCCUGCUGACGGAUUCUGCCACGACAGCCAUGGAGCUCUGCAGCGCUCUAGCAGAUAAGAUCAGUCUUCAUGACCGCUUCGGUUUCUCGCUCUAUAUCGCCCUGUUUGACAAGGUGUCCUCUCUGGGCAGUGGUAAUGAUCAUGUGAUGGAUGCCGUGUCUCAGUGUGAACAGUACGCUAAAGAACAGGGAGCGCAGGAGCGUAACGCCCCCUGGAGGCUGUUUUUCAGAAAAGAGGUCUUCACACCCUGGCAUGACCCGACUGAGGAUGGCGUAGCUACAAACCUCAUCUACCAGCAGAUCGUACGAGGGGUGAAGUUUGGGGAAUAUCGCUGUGAUAAGGAGGAGGAUCUGGCAGAGCUGGCAUCGCAGCAGUAUUAUGUGGACUACGGCUCUGAGAUUCUUGUGGAGCGUCUGUUGAGUCUCAUUCCAUCAUACGUCCCUGACAGAGAGAUCAGCUCGGCCAAAACUGUGGAAAGAUGGGCUCAACUCAUCAUGGCUGCACACAAAAAGGGCAUCUAUACUCAGAAGAGAGUGGACCCUCAGAAAGUCAAAGAAGAAGUGGUUGAUUUUGCACGUUACAAGUGGCCUUUGUUAUUCUCAAGAUUUUACGAGGCCUUUAAAUUUUCAGGUCCCAGUCUACCCAAGAAUGAUGUGAUAGUGGCUGUGAACUGGACAGGUGUUUACUUUGUGGAUGAACAGGAGCAGGUUCUCCUUGAGCUUUCUUUCCCUGAGAUCACCGGCGUUUCCAGCAGCAAAGGAGGAAAGCAUCAAGCUCAAAGUUUCACCCUGGCCACCAUUAAAGCAGACGAGUACACUUUCACCUCCAAUAAUGCAGAGGACAUACGAGAUCUGGUGGUCACCUUCCUGGAGGGUCUCAGGAAAAGAUCAAAGUUUGUUGUGGCCAUACAGGACAAUCCCAGCCCAGCCAGCAAUGAUUCAACGUUCCUGAGUUUCCUGAAAGGUGAUCUGAUUCUGUUGGAUCAGGACACUGGUGAGCAGGUCAUGACAUCAGGCUGGGCUCACGGCACUAACGACAGAACCAAACAGAGAGGAGAUUUCCCUGCAGACUGCGUGUAUGUGCUGCCUACCGUCAUCAGACCUUCACCUGAUAUUGUGGCUUUGGUUACUAUGACACCAGAUCAGCGUCAGGAGUCGGUCCGGAUUUCCCACGUGCCCAUGAUGGAGAGUACAGAGAGAGUAAAGCCAUACACAUUGGAGGAGUUCUCUUAUGACUACUUUAGACCUCCUCCCAAACACACGCUCAGCAGGGUAAUGAUCACCAAAAACCGAGGGAAAGACAAACUGUGGAGCUGCACGCGAGAGCCCAUCAAACAAGCUCUACUGAAGAAAUGUGUGAACCAUGAGGAGCUUUCACAAGAGGCCUGCAUGGCCUUCAUUGCUAUGAUGAAAUAUAUGGGCGAUUAUCCAUCCAAACGGACGCGAUCCGUGAAUGAGCUGACGGAUCAGAUCUUCGAGGGUGCGCUGAAGGCGGAGCCUCUGAAAGAUGAGAUAUACUGUCAGAUUAUAAAACAGCUGACCGACAACCACAUCAAGUACAGCGAGGAGAAAGGUUGGGAGCUGCUCUGGUUGUGUACCGGUCUCAUUCCUCCCAGUAACGUCCUGUUGCCGCAUGUCCAGAGAUUCCUGCAGUCGAAGAAACAUCAUCCACUGGCUUCUGACUGCAUGCAGAGACUGCAGAAAGCUUUACGGAACGGCUCUCGCAAGUAUCCCCCUCACCUGGUUGAAGUCGAGGCCAUUCAACAUAAGACCACGCAGAUCUUUCAUAAAGUCUAUUUCCCUGAUGACACAGAUGAGGCUUUUGAGGUUGAGUCCAGCACAAAAGCCAAAGACUUCUGUCUCAACAUCUCUACUAGACUGCUGCUGAAAUCACCAGAAGGCUUUAGUCUGUUUGUCAAGAUAUCUGAUAAGGUGAUCAGUGUACCUGAGGGGGAUUUCUUCUUUGACUUUGUCCGUCAUCUAACUGACUGGAUAAAGAAAUCUAGACCAGCUAAAGACGGUAUAGUUCCUUCACUGACCUACCAGGUGUUUUUUAUGAAGAAGUUGUGGACGGCCACAGUUCCAGGGAAAGACUCUUUUGCUGACUCUAUCUUUCAUUAUUAUCAGGAAUUACCCAAGUAUCUUCGUGGAUAUCACAAAUGCUCCAGAGAUGAGGUUUUCCAGCUUGGUGCCCUGAUCUACCGAGUCAAAUUUGAAGAUGACAAAUCCCACUUUCCCAGCAUUCCCAAAAUGCUAAAGGAGCUCAUUCCUCAGGAUCUGAUACGCCAACUCUCACCGGACGACUGGAAGAGGUCAAUUGUGGCAUACUUCAACAGACACGCUGGUAAAUCAAGGGAGGAAGCCAAGCUGAUGUUUCUCAAGAUCAUUUUUAAAUGGCCCACGUUUGGUUCUGCUUUCUUUGAAGUAAAGCAAACCACCGAGCCAAACUUUCCUGAGAUACUGCUGAUAGCCCUUAACAAAUAUGGAGUCAGUCUGAUCGACCCCAAAAACAAGGAUAUUUUAAUCACGUAUCCCUUCACGAAGAUUUCCAACUGGAGCAGUGGAAACACAUAUUUCCACAUUACCAUUGGAAACCUGGUUCAGGGCAGCAAACUUCUGUGUGAGACAUCACUGGGUUAUAAAAUGGACGACUUGUUGACGUCCUACAUUAGCCAGAUGCUGACCAGUAUGAGUAGGCAGCGUAACACUCGCACUCACAGCAAGUGAACGUUUGAUUGGCUCGAGGCCGCAGAGCUGGUGCGUCUGCUGCGCCCUAUUGGUCGGCCCUGCAGUUGGGGGCGGGUCUUUGCUGCCCAGCUGUGGCGAAUGAGCCGUACGCCCUCUGCCAGCUCUCAGGGCUCGAUGUACCCCGAUGAUAACUCUUCAUCUGCCUCCAGUGAGGAUGACUACCUCUGAGCAGCUCUAGAAAGCUUUGCAUAACAACAUCUGAAAUAUAUUUGUGUAUCAGAGUUUGUGUCUAUUGUUAAAUGACUGUAUUAUAUUAUAUGUGGUAAUGCACAUUUACCAAGUCUAUGAACUGAAUGGCACAUAUGCAUCCCGAAACAAUUUUUAGCAUUUUAAAAAUGUCAUUUUUGAUGUCUUCCUCACAGUAACAGCUCUGAACAAACACGUUGAAAUAUUUAUGUUUGUAAAUAAGCUGCAAAAGUCUUUUUGGUGGUCUUCAUGAAAGCAAAAAUAUUGCUUUUAUAACUUUGUUUGUGUUUAUUUUAUGCAACUCGGUUUUAUUCAGAUUCACAUUUUUUUUUAUAUUAUUACACUGAAUGCCUUAAUACUUUUUUGUAAGACGAGUAACUUUGUUUUUGCAGCCUGUAUUAAAGCACAUAUUGCUUGUAAUUUCAGUUUACAUGAUCGUCUCUGGAUCAGCCUACAUAUAUUUUCAGAUGAUGUUAAGAGAAAUAUAAAGGGUGUUUUGAAAAUUGAUAAAAAAUUACAUCAUCUACAUGGACUUAUGCAUGUUCAAGACUGAUAUGGUGAAUGUUUGGGAUAUUUCAGCGGCAUAAGAAAUCUGAUAUUGAAAACCUUUUGGUCUUUUAUCAUGAGUGUAAACAUGGUUCCUGUCUUUGUCCAUUGUAAUUAUACAUUUAAUUUAUCAACUUAAUUUAUGGCCUUUAUUUGCACUGAAAUUGCAAGAAAAAAAUUCUUAGUA
Messenger RNA from Misgurnus anguillicaudatus (oriental weatherfish), 8075 nucleotides. RefSeq names its product myosin VIIAa (gene myo7aa). The record is from RefSeq and is a predicted model, not a curated record. Gene Ontology annotation, cellular component: myosin complex; cytoskeleton. NCBI's taxonomy places the organism in Eukaryota, Metazoa, Chordata, Actinopteri, Cypriniformes, Cobitidae. Gene Ontology annotation, molecular function: protein binding; cytoskeletal motor activity; ATP binding.